Plutella xylostella (diamondback moth) is the source of this 858-nucleotide messenger RNA. Lineage: Eukaryota; Metazoa; Arthropoda; Insecta; Lepidoptera; Plutellidae. The record is from RefSeq and is a predicted model, not a curated record.
AUGAACCAAGUGCUCAAUGCUGAGGCUGUCAUGACCGGGGAAUUUGCCUCCAGUGAUGCUCCUUAUCGCCUGUUUCACCUCCUUAGCGCAGCGGUCGCGGCGACGGCGCAGCCCGAACACAACAGGAUAGUCGGGGAGACGACGACGGUCAAGCAGUACCCCUCUGUCGUGCAGGUGGACUUCCUGUUGCCCAACAUUGGGUGGGAUCAGAUGUGCGCCGGCACCAUCAUCACGCCCAUAGUCGUGGUCAGCGCUGCUAGCUGCUUUCUCGGGAACGUAACCGCAGAAAGUAGGCGCAUCCGAGCGGGUUCCUCCAUCAGGAACUCCGGGGGCACCAUCAUCAGCCUGCGCUCGUACCGGAACCACCCGCAGUUCCGGAAAAAGAAAUAUUAUAAGGACAACGGCGCGGACAUCAGUCUGCUGUACCUAGCGCAGGAGCUGAUGUUCACCGACUCGGUGCAGCCGGUGCCCAUCUCUCGGGAGGUGUUUCUGCCCCACGGCUCGUCGGUCACCCUCGCCACCUGGGGACGCAGCGUGCCUGACCAGGACUUUUCGCCGGUGCUGCGUGAGCUGACGCUCACCACGAUGAACCUCGGGGAUUGCAUGCUCCACAGCAAAGAUGUCAGGCCGGAAAUGAUCUGCGUCGGGAUCAUGGAGGGGGGCAGCAUUCACGGCUGCAGGGGCUUCACGGGCGGCCCGAUGUACCACGACGGCUUGCUCGUGGGAGUGGUCUCGUUUACCCGUACCUGCGCUUACGCCUACUCAGGAGUGGCCACCCAAGUGUUUGCCUACGACCACUGGAUUUCGAAAAACCAAAACAACAUUGACGACACUGACACGGAAGGUAAUAAUAAAUAA